ACAUCACUUUUUGCCAUAAAUCACAACAUAUUCCCAGUUAUAAAAGUGUUGGUCUCCCAUUGUGCGAUCAUUAAGUUCUUCCGUGUCCACGAAGUCGGUACAAAAUGACUCUACCUGUUUGCUGCGCCGUGUUGUUGUUGGUGGUGGCACAAAGCUAUGGUCGUCCAGGUGUGUUAGAAUCUAAUGUAGGUGGUAGUGUUCAAUACGGCUGGGAUGUGGGCGGUCAUCUAGGCUACGAUAUGGAAUCCGAUGAAAAUGGUUUUGACCUCAAUGCUGGUGCGAAGGGCCUGUGGGGUGCAGCGGGAGGCACUGGUGUGGGGCUACAGAUCGGACAGAACGGCCCAUAUGGAGGAAAGGGUAUCGCGGUAGCCGGCAAAGCCGGAGCCAAAACUAGAGCUUUAGCAAAGGCUGGUAUAAAUGGACGCAUUGGAAAGAAACUCAUGGAUGCUAGUGGACAAGUUGGCAGUCAAAUAGGAGCAAACGUUGGAGCUAACAAAGGUUUUUACUUCACGCCACGAACCGCAGAAGUUGAUCCUUGGAGCAGACUUGGUAAUUGGGGUACGCCAUACGGCUAUCCAUCGUAUCAUCAAGAGUCAAGCCCAUAUGGAUAUUUUCGCUAGAAAAUCAAUCACUUCACAUUGUAACACAAAUUGCCAAAUAAGCUCUGUUACGGUAACCUGCAUUUGUACCUUUGAAAUAUAUACAACUUACUGAUAAAUAGAUAUAUUUUUAUUGCCUUCCUAAUGUUUCUCUAUUCUUCCCAUAAUUUCUAACCAAUAAAUGUCAUUCGUUACAAGCAAUUAUAUACACAAAUACAGUUCCUUACUAUUUAAAAAAAUAUAUGUAAAAGCCGAAGGGAAGUAAAGGUCGAGAAAGAGAGAGAAGAAAAGGGGUAGGGAAUGCGUCGCUUGGAAGGGAUCUUCGCCCGCGCUCUAAAGAGUCCUGGGAGCGGGGCGGCCGUCCGGAGGACGAGCAUCUGCAAGACCACAGAUUAUUGGUAUGGGCGAACAUUUUUCUCGCCAUGUCGACAACAUACUUCUCAACCAAAGGGACCCCCAGAUUAUGGGCGAACAGGUCAUUCCGAACGUACCGCGUCGCUUCCAUGCAGAAACGAAGGGAUAGCUAAGUUGUUAUCCCGAUAAGAAAAAAAUAACAUGGUAGGUGGCGAUAGGGGACAAAACAACGUUUGCCGGAUCUUCUAAUCAUAAUUAUAAAUCAUAAAAAUCUUUGACUUGAUAUUGAACUAAAUUACUAAAAUAACAUUUCUUGCGAAACCAAUAGCUAAAUAGAUACCUACCUCAUAUAGAUGUUUACUAAACAUACCAAUAAACAACUUAUAGAACACGUUAUAAAAGAUAAUUAUAUUGAACUUCCUUCGGGUCAUCAGAUACUUCCAAAUUCGAGAUAACGAUACAUAUAUAAACACUAACACGUAAUUCUUCAUACACAAUACAGUAGGUCAGUAAGUUUUCUUCACAUAAGACGACAAUAAUGGCUUUCAAAAUUGCGUGUUUAUUGUUGGCAGUGGCAGUAGCUAGCUACGCCUUGCCUCAACCUAGUGGAUAUGGUAGCAGCCAAGGCGGCUUCGGCAAUGACCGUGGAUUUGGCUCCGGUCAAAGUAGGCAAAGCGGUUUUGGAUCAGGACAAAGUGGACACGGAUCCAGUGGAUACGGGAGCAGCCAAGGCGGCUUCGGCAAUGACCGUGGAUUUGGCUCCGGUUCAAGUCCAAGUAGGCAAAGCGGAUUUGGAUCAGGACAAAGCGGACACGGAUCCAGUGGAUACGGGGGCAGCCAAGGCGGAUUCGGCAAUGACCGUGGAUUCGGUGGAGCAGACCAGGGCGGCUUCGGUUCAAGCCACAGUGGGCGUGGUAGCGGAGGCUUCGGUAGCGACACCGGUUUCGGUGGACAAAGCGGACAUCAUGGUAGUAGUCAUGGGCAUCAUGGCGGUUACCAACAGCAUGGAUAUUAAUUAGAUUAAAACAUGUAGAUUCUUUUUUUAUAAAUAAACAUAUAGAAACAUUA
Molecule: messenger RNA, 2021 nt
Organism: Galleria mellonella (greater wax moth)
Lineage: Eukaryota; Metazoa; Arthropoda; Insecta; Lepidoptera; Pyralidae
Exons: 5
Coding region: 105-620 (171 amino acids)
Source: RefSeq, a predicted model, not a curated record